CCUGGCCCCCUGCGGCCUACCUGCCCUUAGUGUCCGACAUCUUUCCCCCUUUGCAGACAUCACGACACCUGCAGCUCUUUCUCGUGUGUUAAUGCAUAUAUCAAGCGAAGACUUCUCGAUUCUACACUCUGAUGGUCUGAACGGACUUACCUAUCUAUUAUUCUUGCCUAAUUUCCCAUUCCUGAUACUGUACCUAGCCCCAGACAUGCAAGGUUGGACGGUCGCAGACAGAUGCUUCACCUACGAUGACGAGACCUUCACCAAGCGAGACCUUUUAGAAUCCGAACGCCCAACUGGCUGGCAAGGCCACCCUGUGAAAACACCAUGGAGUUCCGUGCGGCUUCAGAAUGAGCAUGCGGCGCUCGCAUUCAUUCGAGACAACACUACGAUCCCUGUCCCGAAAAUUCUCGAGUUCAAGAGCAUCAGUAGCGAAGGCACUUACCAGCUGAAAAUGGAGCGCGUGUACGGAACACCUCUUUCUAAAAUCAGGGCGGGUAAAGAGCAGGCUACCAAGGCUGUUGAUGAGUACAUCACACAAUUUGUCCUUCCCCAGCUGCACAGUUUGAGGUCCCGCAAUGUGGGCGCCCUAACUGGCGACAUCAUUCCUCCCAUGCGUCUGUGGGGGCAACCCGGAUCCCGUCAGUGGACCCCAUGGAAAUCUUGGUCGAAAACAAACGUCUUUGUCCAUAAUGAUCUCGGUCAACAGAAUAUACUUGUGGACGACAACUUCAAUGUGGUUGGCAUCGUGGAUUGGGAAUGUUCGGGCUUCUACCCGGAUUAUUUUGAGGCGCCGCUAUGGACCAAAUCGCUCGACGACGAGGGUUACUUUGAUAUUGACGCCCACAAUAUCCCCCGACUGGUCGAGUUCCUUUCGCAGAGAGAACGCCGGCCACUGUGGCUCCGCGAUUCAAUUUUAUCCUCUUUUCUCUGAAGGAAAACAAGGUCGAGGAUAAAAACUAUUUUUGAUCAUGGAUGUUUCAUCUGACUUCUUCAUCUAACGAAUGUAUCUCGCCAACCCCCCACAGAUCUUCUGGUGGUGGAGCCGGUAGUGAGGCUACUGGCGGUGCUUAUAAAGGACCGGAGUGGCGCCGGUAUUCAAUGGCCUCUGCGGCAGGCGGACGCGGCGGCGGCUAUGUAGCGUCAAUCUCGAAAACUACGGCACACAAGAGAACGCAGUGGCAUUCACACUCACAUUCACCAUCUCAACCUGCUUGGCAGUGCAGAUAUAACGUUUUUGCAAUGUCCGAAAUGUCGAAUCACCUAGUAGUAGUCCCGAAUUGGGCUCUUCCGAACAUGUGAAUCCAACGCAGAACUGCCAGUGGGUCCACCUUGAAAAGACCAAGUUAUGGGUCUCUAUAAAGUGCUCACGACGAUACUCAUCAGGCUGUUCAGCGAAUGGCUCAGGGCCGCAGCGGCUUAGUCACGACCCAUAUCGAAUGGCAGGUCACUCAGGACUAGAAACAAAGUUGGAUUUUGGAAAAGGUCAAGAUUCGCUGCCGAGGACAGUGGUAUAUCCUAUUUUUUGUCCUUUAUGUAUCGGUCGAGCCUUCAUGAUUUCACACCGGACCGUUGCUACAUACAGUAUCUCGCUCCCUAUCUGUCUGCUGACUGGGCAACUGCACCGGACCUGUUCCUACGGCUUUUUACUAGAACGCCCAGCUCAGUGCGGUGCAGCCCGGGUGUUGGAGGUUGAGAACAAAAUUUGCACUGCCACUGCCACUUCUUGUGAGUCGUGACCAUAAAACAUGACGUGUGGUGCGUAGGCAUUUUGGCAUUCUGACAAGAGAGGCUCGGACACGACCUUUCACGAUAAUCCUAUACUCUCAUUAAAGGGUCAAUAAUGACCUUGAGAAGUCAGGGGUGGACUAACUGGCUGGCCGGAUUGGCUGGGUAUGCGGUAUGUUUGAAAACCCUGGCUCCUGUCUCCUACGCGUUGUCAAGUUUCCGAAAUUUGCGCCGGUAAAAUUACCGAUACAGCCUCUUCCAGUAAUUGGGGUACGAGAGAAUCCGGGCGCUGAUGAAGCCGGCUUCCUCUAUCUGGGCUU
Exophiala dermatitidis NIH/UT8656 is the source of this 2045-nucleotide messenger RNA. RefSeq lists its product as uncharacterized. The record is from RefSeq and is a predicted model, not a curated record. The transcript has a single exon. Lineage: Eukaryota; Fungi; Ascomycota; Eurotiomycetes; Chaetothyriales; Herpotrichiellaceae. The coding region runs from base 92 to 931 and encodes 279 amino acids.